AUGGAUUUAUCUCAUGUAUUUGAUUGUAAGGCAGCAGGCCCAUCUAAUGAACAAGAAAUAAACUGGAAUCAUCCAAAAAACUCAUUUACCCCUAUAUCGGUUAAGGAUUUACCAAUAGAUGAUAUACGCGAGACUAUGUAUUACAAAACCAGAGUGUCUGUACCAACGUUACUCGAGUUAGGAUAUAAUAUAGACAGCUGGACAUCUACAGAAUCAGAAACGCGGACGAAAAAAUUUAUUUUUACGUUGUUGAUGCCCUACGAGGAAGCUUUUAAGUUCAAUUCUAAUUCUCAUCCACUAGAGUAUCUGACAAAAAGUUUUUAUGAUAUGCCUCCUGAUUGGAAAAGUUUUAAAUUUUAUACACCUGAAGUCAAAACGUUUGAUGACCUAACAAUUAUGAGUGCAAUUAAAUGGUUAUGGGCUAAUCAUCGUUCCAACUAUGACGCUUGGAUGAAGAUGAUAACAGCAAUUUUAUCGACUCAUCGCCGCAAACGAGCGAAUGUAGUAGAAAAUAAUUUCAUUAAUGAAUGUGAUUCAACAAUGGUAUCAGCAUUGAUCGGACCCCGAGGCCUCUGUCAUGGUUUACGGGAUCUCGAAGUACCGAAACUUCGGACCGACCUGAACACAGGAGUAUACAAUUGGCCUCCAAAAUGGGUACAUGAUUUUGAUAUAGAUGAUAAUAGUUCAUUUCACUCGUCUUCGCCCAACAAUAGUGGCUACGAUUCGGACAGCGCUGAUAGCGGGCCUAUUGGUGUAGCGUACAAUCGUCCCCGUAUAACCGGAUUUACAUCUUUUACCGAAACUUCUGACGAAGAGGAAACGAGCAGACUGGAUAUUUUCAUUAAUGGCCGCAAUGGUGACUACUGGGAUCGGCGUUUACGAAAACGGUUCGAUUUGUAUAUGCGAACAUCGUGCAGCGAACGGCGUAAUCGCCGAGUCAUUCGGGAGGCAAGACGUUCGGCUCGUCUUCAAUACGAUACAAUACGUCGAUGUGCGGAGCCGGUUUUUAAUGCGGAAGCAAAACGCGCGGAAGCGUUAGCCGCUGAGCGAGUACGUGUUGAGAUCCGAGCCCAAGAAAAUAAACAAAUAGAAAAAAAAAUUCUCAUUGACCGGGCACCGAACAAACCUUUAACACAUUAUUUAUAUAGAUUCAAACAAUAUAAUCACGCAUUAAGAUCUCAACUAGAGCACGAGUGGAAAUGGUACUAUGGCGAGGUCCUGAAAUCCCUUUAUGUUAAAUCAUUGGAAAAUCAUAUAUCACUGAACUGUUGGAUAUCACCGGUUCAAUGUGUUAGACAAACUGGACAAAUCUGUGAUGGAUUUUCAUCUAUGCUCCUCGCCAUAACUCAACUGACAACAUUCGAAAUAAUUAUGGGACAACUUGAAGGAAGAGAAUGUGAUGAGCCAAGAGAGUUGUUGCGACAGUUUCCAAAUGGUGCCCAAUAUUUGAGUAGUCGAAGUAUGAGAUAUGGCAUUCUCGGAGUUCAUAAAUCAGUAUGGUAUACUGAAGUUAUGACACAAAUUGUAAUUGGUAUCAGGGAUUCCCGAAUAUCACAUUGGAGUGAUAUGUUUAAUUUAGAAAUUUUGGUAACUGUGGCGACAUUUUUUAUGGGCGAUCUAUACAAUAUUCGAUUGGUGAGACGUGAUUUAUUGGCCAACAACAGCAAUGAUACUUGCUCUAAAACAAAGAGAGUAAAGAGAAAUCCAGGAACAUCAAACGAAAGUGAUACGUCGACAUUAUCUAUCGUACAACAUCUAAUACGUGGCCACUUAGUUGCUGUUUGUUUCGAUGCCGACGACAAGCUGAGACCGACGAACAACGGCGGCCAGUCCGCGCAUUGGACCAUGCUGUGCGGCGUUAUCGUGGGACGGCGUCCGCCAGUAAGAGGAAUGUUCGAUCCGGCGAACCCGCCGACGUCCGAGGAUUUGGGUUACGAGUACGAGUACGACACCGACACCCACUUGCUGGCGCCAUUGGGAUUCCGCGACCAGGGGACCGGCCGCCCGGUGGACGUGGAGGAAUUGAAGAGACGCGACGAGAAGCUGCAAGAGCAGUGGAUCGACGAUUGCUGUUGCCCGCGUCACGAAAACCGCCCCCACAAAGAGCGUCGCGAGUGCCAGGAGUGCACGGCCGCGUACGUGGACACGCGACUGGACCUGGAAAAGGACGGGGACACCGUGUGGGUGGUGUCCCGGGACUGCGGCCGGUACAGGGUGUGGUCGCUCCGGGAACUGGCCAUCAGCAACAGGCAGCUGCGCAAGCCCAACAGGAAUAUAAUAAACAACGGCCCGCAACGCAGCACCUUCGGUUGGCUGGCGAAAGUCAUCGACGAACCAAGUAGCGGCCACGAUUCGGCGGACGCGGCGAUGAGGUCGGACCACGCCAUUUCCGUGCAAAACCGUCGGAAGAACAAGAAAGACAAAUUGCACCACAACCGUAUCGUGUGCACCGCGCUGGCCAGUCAGAUGAGGUCGCUGGCCCAAGAGUACCCAUACCUAACACCGUCCGAGUUGAUCGAAAUGCUGGACCUGCGCGCGUGCACGGGGUCCAGAGAAACGGAAGAUUCGGUAAAAAUGUGGUUGUCCGCGGCAAAAGUCGUGUACAAGGCCGGUCCUCCGCCGACCGACGUCGCUUCCUCGUCGUCCGGUGCGGGCCCCUCGUCGGCGCCGACAAUGCCGGCAAUACAACAACGGGCAAUUCAAAUGCCAGAAGCGCCAUCGCCGCCCCCGUUGCCGAUGCCCACAACACCAUCACCAAUGACGCCGCCGUCAUCGCCCGAAAAUGUUUUCAGACCAUCCGUUUUCCAAAGACCGGAUUACGAACAAUGUUUAGCUCGGUGUUACGUGUUGUUUGAGCCGAAGUUCAAAGUAUUCAAAAACAAUUCCAUGGACUUCAUUCCCGAUGAAAGCAGUUUAAACGAAAUUUUGGCUGAUAGAGUGCAAUUCAGUUUUUUGAUUGACGGCUUGUUGGCCAAAAGUAAGUAUAAGCAGCCAUUUUCAUCAUGUUUUAACAUGUAAUCAAGACAUUGG
Messenger RNA from Melanaphis sacchari, 3030 nucleotides. RefSeq lists its product as uncharacterized. The record is from RefSeq and is a predicted model, not a curated record. The transcript has 4 exons. NCBI's taxonomy places the organism in Eukaryota, Metazoa, Arthropoda, Insecta, Hemiptera, Aphididae. The coding region runs from base 1 to 3018 and encodes 1005 amino acids.